GGAAGACGUUUACAACAAACAGACUCGGGAGCAAUUCCAACCCAUUUCCCUCUGAAACAAAGGCAUUUGAAAGAUGCUGGACCCUUUAGCUCUCAAGCUCGAACUGCUCAAAGGCCCACGUGAGGGAGAAACCCUAGAGUACCGACCCAGAUCCAAGGUCCGAAUCGGCCGGGUCGUCCGCGGCAACAACCUCGCCAUCAGAGACUCCGGCAUUUCCACCAACCACCUCAUCAUCGAAUUCGAAUCGGGUAAAUGGAUGAUCCGAGACCUCGGCUCCUCCAACGGAACCAUCGUAAACGACACCAAGCUCAAGCCGGACACGCCGUUGGAGCUGAACGACGGCGACGAGAUAAAGAUCGGGGAGUACACGUCGAUCUCCGUCAAGAUCGACGGCCACGAACGGAGCCGGUUGAGAAGGAAUCCGAGGCGCGGCGCGGUUGUGGAGAAUCAGGGCCUGAGAUGUAGGAAGGAAGAGAAUUCUGAAUUGGAGAGAGAGGGAGGAGAGGAAAUUGAGGUGGUAGAGAAGCCGAAGAGGGGCCGGGGCCGCGGCCGGCCGAGGAAAGCUAGGGUUUUGAAGAGUGAGGUUGCUGUGUCGGAAGUGAGUUCCAGAGAUGUGGAAGCUGUGGUUCCGGAUUUGGAGACUUGCAGUGUACAGUGUGGGGGGAGGAAGAGGAAGAAUGUGCAACAAGUGCCGCUGAUGUGUGAGAAAGAUAAUGUUGUGGUGGCGGAGAAAGAUUCGGGAGAAAUUGGUCCCGUUGGUGUUAAUGGCGAUAAAGGGGAUGACUGUAAUGUUGGAGUGGGUGGCGAUAAGGUUGAAAGUGGUAGUAGGAGCUGUUUUGGUGUUAGUGGUGCUAAGAAUGUUGAUAAAAAGGGGAAUGGUUCUGGUGUUAAACAAGGUUUGGGAAAGAUUUGGCAGGAGCCAGAUUUGGAGAAGAUGACUUUGGAUGAUUGGUUUGAUUAUGUGCAAGUUUCUUUGCCGAAAGGGGUUAAUGAUGAGAUUGACAAGAUUUGUGCCGGAAUGAGAGACAAGGCUAAGCUAGUCCAGGAGUAUAUAGCACAACACAACAAGGAAAAGUGUCACAGUUAACACAAGGAGUGCCUUGUGUUAUGUGGUAGCAUCAAACGCAGCCAUCAAAAUCAACAGCAGUGAAAGAAUCUGAAUUCAUGAUUGAUCUAUUUGAUCGGUAUCUUGAAGAGAUGAUUAAUUUCUUUUGUCCCAGGGGUCCAUUCAGAUGCAAUUGCCAUGACUGAAACAGAAAGAGGAAGACUUUGAGAAAUACAAAGGUCUGGAAGAUUUGGAAUUUAUAUAAAGGGUUCAAACCGAGUCUUCUCUGACCUGUAUCUUUGGUUUAAUUUGGUUUGUUAGAUAAGUUGCUGGAAUUGAUGCAGAGACAAUGAGUUUGGGUACAAGUACAAUGGCCGGCAGUGACUAAAUUGUGUCUUGCAACUUGCAAGGUAUGCUAAUCAAUUUUCAAGUAACAUAAUAGUUGCUAGGGGAAGAGGGAGAGGGAGAGACUUGGCUGGAUAUAUGCUAAGUGAUAGGGGCUUAUUUAAGCUUCAAAUCCUGGGACUUAGAGGUUGCUGAUUACUUCAUGAAGCCACUAGCAAUCUAGAAACUUUGAUAUUUUUCUCCCAGACCCUUAGAAGCAAGGAGAACUGUUUUGAGUUCUAGUCCCGUAUUUGAGGAAGUUUGGUGCAAUGUUCAGAAACUUGCGCUGAGAGUUUAGGGUGAUAUAAGAAGAUUAUAAGCCAAAGAGCGUACCAGUUCUGCCAUGGAUAUGAACCCCAAUUGACGUCAACGCCUUGGAAAAAAAACCCCUCUAUUCUGCCUUGACCUGACCCCAGGUCGGUCUGAAAGACCCCAAAACAAAACCAAAAAA
Messenger RNA from Rosa chinensis, 1880 nucleotides. Its product is annotated as FHA domain-containing protein At4g14490. NCBI's taxonomy places the organism in Eukaryota, Viridiplantae, Streptophyta, Magnoliopsida, Rosales, Rosaceae. The coding region runs from base 74 to 1087 and encodes 337 amino acids. The transcript has 10 exons. The record is from RefSeq and is a predicted model, not a curated record. Gene Ontology annotation, molecular function: protein binding; mRNA binding.